GCAUGGCCGCGUCUGAAAAGUAAGUGAGGCACGUGGGUUGUGUUUUUGUUGGGUGGCGGCUUAUGCCGGGCGUUCUCAUGGACGACGUUACAAGUUUUGGCCUGUCUAGCAGGACAUGCCUGCAGUGCGGUAAGCCGUCCAAGUAUUGCUGCCCAAAAUGUUCAGCCCGAUCGUGUUCCCUGCCCUGCGUGAAGCAGCACAAGAAGAUCGGCGAGUGCGAUGGAGUACGAGACAAAACGGCUUUCAUCCCAUUGGACGGAUUCACAGACCUGGAUCUUCUCAGCGAUUAUCGGUUUCUCGAAGAAUCCUCCAGGAUCGUUGACACUGCAUGCAGAACCAGGCCAGCGUUGGGUGUGUAUCCACAACAGAAGAGCCUGCCUGGAUUCCUGCACAAGUUCCAGGCAGAGUGCAGGCGACGUGGCAUUAUACUCAAACUGUUGCCUCGCUGCUUCACCAAGCGUCAAGAGAACAAGUCUCAAUAUAACUUCCGUGAGCGCUGUAUUUACUGGCAUGUGGCUUGGGUCUUCCCUGCGGCUAAUAUCAAGGUUACUGAAAGCGAGAGGGUGCACGAGAAGGAAAGCCUGUCCAAGUGCCUGGAGAAGCACCUCACCUUACAAACAUGUAGACCAGAGCUAAGGGGCCCACUGCAACCCUACAUUGCUGCUGGAAUAUUGGGCGUCUCCGUCCUCCUGGCUGUUGAAGAAAAACCAGCUUCCGAAAAGUGCUAUUACAACCUAGACUUUUCAAUGAGUCUAGAGGCCUGCCUGAAAGGAAAAGUCGUCGUGGAAUAUCCAACUUUCACUGUCGUUCUCACAGAAGAUUUGUCUCAGUUCAACCUUAUUAGUCCAGAGCCAUCUGGAAGUCAUGGCGGCACAAGCUUGCCUUCUUUUUUUAGUACGGAUAGCUUGGCUGGGUGUGAAAAUGAAUGAAAGUUUGGAUAGACGUCAGCACAUCUUGGCUGUUAUCCUAGUAAAGGGUCAUGUAAAAAUGUAUAAUAAAAUUUAAUGGUGUAUCCAAAAGGA
Rhipicephalus microplus (southern cattle tick) is the source of this 1022-nucleotide messenger RNA. Its product is annotated as box C/D snoRNA protein 1. Gene Ontology annotation, cellular component: nucleus; pre-snoRNP complex. NCBI's taxonomy places the organism in Eukaryota, Metazoa, Arthropoda, Arachnida, Ixodida, Ixodidae. Gene Ontology annotation, biological process: box C/D snoRNP assembly; snoRNA localization; maturation of LSU-rRNA from tricistronic rRNA transcript (SSU-rRNA, 5.8S rRNA, LSU-rRNA). The record is from RefSeq and is a predicted model, not a curated record.